CUUCUUUAUCGCCCUUUCUCCUUUUCGUAGGCGGAGACAGGGGGUCUAGACCCACCCCAUCGAGAAAUAGAGGAAGGGAGGAAAGGGGCCUCCGAGCAAUGGCGGCUGCGGCCGAGGACCGCGGUGCGCGGUGGAACGACCACCAGGAGGGGAAACGGCGAAAGCCCGCCCCACCGGGGGAAGGGAAGGAAGGGCCUCUGGCCCAACGGCGGCUCCGGUCGAUGACCGAUUACGGUUGUGGCCGAGGAACCACCAGGUCGAUCGGGAGGAGACGGAGACCUACCUUCGCUCUGAGGAGGUUCUGCAGCCACGAAUCCGGCGGCACAAAUGAGGGCACUGCGAGCCCAAGUAGAGGAAGGAAGACUGUGAAUUCUGCGAUCUCCUUGUGCUAUUCUAACAAAAUCAGAGCGCCUGCGAGGAGAUUCACCGGAAAGGAAAGAAGAGGGGUGGGGCUCCAACGAUGUCGCGCGGCCCUGCCCUCCCUUGCGGUGAGGAUCACAGCCAACUCCACCCAGCUAGUCCACGCCCAAAAACAGUAUCAUAUUCUUCCCUUCUUAAAAAAAAAAAUUGUCCUCAAAAUUUGUAUACCCGAGUCUUCAAAAAGUUUCAGAAAAUUGCAGAUGCCUCGACGCACUUCAUCCUUGGGUUUCUAAGUUGUCUCUCUUUCUGAAUGGUUACUCUACUGAAUUUUCACGUGGGGAAUAGUGCUUCUUGUGAUUAAUGAUACACCAGGAAAACUCUUCAUA
This is a messenger RNA of Phoenix dactylifera (date palm), 746 nucleotides long. Lineage: Eukaryota; Viridiplantae; Streptophyta; Magnoliopsida; Arecales; Arecaceae. The record is from RefSeq and is a predicted model, not a curated record.